Phoenix dactylifera (date palm) is the source of this 1803-nucleotide messenger RNA. Lineage: Eukaryota; Viridiplantae; Streptophyta; Magnoliopsida; Arecales; Arecaceae. The record is from RefSeq and is a predicted model, not a curated record.
AUGGCUGGCUGUGGCUGGGUUGCUGCAGUGGCUGGCAGGCCCCAUGGCAUGGCUGCAGGGCAUGGCUGGCUGUGGCAAGGCUGUUGGCAUGGCAUGGCUGCUGCAGGGGCUGGCAGGGUGGAAUGGCUGGGCUGCAGGCUGCUGGCAGGUGGAAUGGCUGGCUGCAGGCUGCUGGCAGGAUGGCAUGGUCUUUGGCAGGCAGGCCAGGGCAUGGGUGUGGCUGUAGGGCCAUGGACAUGGCUGCAGCAGGCUGGACAGGCUGAGCAGGGUGCUGGCAGGGCAGGCAUGGCCCUUGGCAGGCGGCAGGACAAGGCUGGGCAUGGCUGCAGGCUGGCUGGCCAUGGCCUGGCCUUGGCAGGGCAUGGCCACGGCCUGGCAGGGCUAGCAGGGGCUGGCUGGCCAUGGCCUGGCGCUGGGCAGGCCAGGGCAUGGCCUUGGCAGGCGCUGGGCAGAUGGCCUGGCCGGCCUGGGCGCAGGGCAUGGCGCUGGCAGGCUGCAGGCAGCAGGGCAUGGGCGGCCAGGCUCUUGGCUGGGCGCUGGCAGGGGCCUGGCACUGGCUGGGCGCAUGGUCUGGCAGGGGCUCCAGCAUGGGCGCUGCAGGCUGGAAUGGGCGUGCACAGGGUCUGGCAGGCUGGGCGCAUGGCCUGGCAGGCUUGGCAGGCGGCCAGGCGGGCGGCAUGGCCUUGGCCGGGCUGGCUGGCCAUGGCCUGGCACUGGGCAGGCCAGGGCAUGGCCUUGGCAGGGCAUGGCCACGGUCUGGCAGGGCUGUGGCGUGCGGCAGGGGCGCGGCAGGACGCCAGGGGGCGCGGCAGGGCGCCAGGGGGCGCGGCAGGGUGCGGCACGGGCGCCGAGGCGCGGCGCGCGCAGGGGGCGCGGCAGGCGCUGCAGGUGCGGCAGGCGGCGUGCGCAGUGGCUGGCAGGCCCCAUGGCAUGGCUGCAGGGCAUGGCUGGCUGUGGCAAGGCUGUUGGCAUGGCAUGGCUGCUGCAGGGGCUGGCAGGGUGGAAUGGCUGGGCUGCAGGCUGCUGGCAGGUGGAAUGGCUGGCUGCAGGCUGCUGGCAGGAUGGCAUGGUCUUUGGCAGGCAGGCCAGGGCAUGGGUGUGGCUGUAGGGCCAUGGACAUGGCUGCAGCAGGCUGGACAGGCUGAGCAGGGUGCUGGCAGGGCAGGCAUGGCCCUUGGCAGGCGGCAGGACAAGGCUGGGCAUGGCUGCAGGCUGGCUGGCCAUGGUCUGGCCUUGGCAGGGCAUGGCCACGGCCUGGCAGGGCUGGCAGGGGCUGGCUGGCCAUGGCCUGGCGCUGGGCAGGCCAGGGCAUGGCCUUGGCAGGCGCUGGGCAGAUGGCCUGGCCGGCCUGGGCGCAGGGCAUGGCGCUGGCAGGCUGCAGGCGGCAGGGCAUGGGCGGCCAGGCUCUUGGCUGGGCGCUGGCAGGGGCCUGGCACUGGCGGGGCGCAUGGUCUGGCAGGGGCUCCAGCAUGGGCGCUGCAGGCUGGAAUGGGCGUGCACAGGGUCUGGCAGGCUGGGCGCAUGGCCGGCAGGCUUGGCAGGCGGCCAGGCGGGCGGCAUGGCCUUGGCCGGGCUGGCUGGCCAUGGCCUGGCACUGGGCAGGCCAGGGCAUGGCCUUGGCAGGGCAUGGCCACGGUUGAUAUGGCCUUUCCCCCUUAUAUAAAUUUUACAAGGCUUUACAAAUUAUUGUCCUAUCUGCAGACUAGGUCCUCAGAUUCAGGCUUGGAUUAUUCUAUGGCUGAUGCUCUGCACGGUCUGAGGACCAUUGGUUCAGCAAAAUACAAUGUGGAUCUAGAGUGCUAG